AUUUUGAGCACAUGACUGGUGGUACUCCAGUAAGCCACAACAGAAACGUUUGUAGUGUUGUCGGGCUAAUUUUUGCCUAGCUAGUGUUUUUUCUGUCUUUGGCUGUACAUAGUUGUUUUUAAAAUGAAGCUGCAGUGUUUAGUCGUUGCUCUGUGCUUCGGCCUGGGUGUAAUGGCUGGGAAAUACUCUCGUGAAUUUAACGAGCCCAAGCCGAGCGGCAGUGAUGGACAGUCGGUGGAGUUCAGGAUAGCUAAAUUGAGCCAGGUGUGGGAGAAGGCUAAACGGAUGCAGUUGUCCCCAGUGCGGCAGGCUGAGCUGCACAGUGACCUGAAGAUCCAGGAGAAAGAUGAGCUCCAGUGGAAGAAGCUGAAAGUGGAGGGGCUGGAUGAGAACGGGGAGAAAGAAGCCCAACUCAGACGUAACUUCAAUGUGAUCCUGGCCAAGUAUGGAAUGGAUGGCAAAAGAGACACUCGAUCACUGGAGAGCAACUCCCUGAAGGACCACGACACCAAAGAGGGAGACAUAUUUGAUGAUCCCAGGCUGGACAAACUGUGGAACAAGGCCAAGAGCUCGGGGAAGUUCUCCAACGAAGAGUUGCUGAGUCUGAAGAGGGAGUUCCAGCAUCACAAGGACAAGAUCCACGAAUACACCAUCCUCAUGGAUACCGUCAGCAGGACGGAGGAAAUACACAAGAAUGUGAUCUCUCCCCUGGAGGGUGAUGCCAAAGAGCCUGUGCUGCACCAGAAGCACACGGACCUGAAGCAGAAAAUGAGAGACCUCAACCAGGGCUUUGAGCGCCUCCGUAAGCUCAGCCAUGAGGGCUUCACUGAAGACAGUGAGUUUCGGGAGCCCCGUGUGAUUGAACUGUGGGAGGCUGCCAAGAGAGCCAACCUGAGUGAAGACGAGCUGGACUCUCUCAAGGAGGAGCUGCGUCACUUUGAGACCAAGGUAGAGAAGCACAGCCAUUACCAGGAGCAGCUGGAGCUUUCCCACCAGAAGUUGCUACACGUGGAGUCUUUAGGAGACAAAGAGCACAUCAAGAGGAACCAGGAAAAGUACAACACGCUAGCUGAGAAGACCAGGGAGAUGGGUUACAAGAUGAAGAAACAUAUGCAGGACUUGUCCAACAAGAUCUCUCGUGAGGGACUCGAGCACAAUGAGCUCUGACUCGGAUCAUGAAGGUUAAAUGUACUUCCCUCUACAACCACACACAACGUACGUUACGUGCCCCCGUUCCCCUUUAACUACUGAGAAACAAGUUUUCUACUUUUCUAGUGUUAGUAGUAGUUGAUUUUCCUAGAAAUUGCUAAAUGAAUGGUUUGUAUAGAAUAUGAGAGAGAAUAUUAAUCAGCUGGAAUUAUUGGGGUAACAAACUGGUCAGCUGAUAAGUCACAGUACAGAUAAAAUAAUGAUGGAAUAGUUUACAUAAUAGUCUGGUACUACAUUUAUUUGUACAACUAAUGGCAAGCAGGAGUAUAGAAAUGUCUGGCUAAAAACAUGGCAGUACUCCAAGAAAGCCACAUUUUGUGGGGGUGUUUGGUGAGGGAUAGACGGCAGCAGUUGACUCACUCAUAACCAGAUGUAGUUCAGCUGCUGAGGCACGGUUUCUGGGGAACAGCCAGCCGACUUCAUCUUGUAGGACUAUUACUGACCAGACAAUUUGUCCACACCCAUCCAUCAUUAGUUGUGCAAGUAAUCAGGCUGCUACUAUUGUAGUAACUCUUACCGUGGUCUGUUGAAAUUUUGCAUUUUGGUCUAAUCAAUGUAAAAUGAAGAGGGCUUUGCAGAUUCAGGUAGGAAGCACAGAAACGGCAAUCUUUAAUAAGUACGAUACAUGUGCCAACAACAUACAAACAGUAAUAUUUUAAAAAUAUAGUUUAAUAUGAUUCUUAGUCUUGCCAUAAAUAAAAGCAGUUACUAUUUACAAAUCCUGUAGAGGAAAGCUGUCCCUGUAGUGACAUUAAAGGGAUAGUUCGGAUCAUUUGAAGUGGGAUUGUAUAAGGGAUUAUGACAGCAACGGCGAAAUGCUGUUCACUGUGGAGAAAACCUUUAUUAGCCAGAGUAUACAGAACAACUUUUGCAGAGGGAGACAGAUAUAUGGACAUUCUACUUACAAUGUUGUACCAGUGCGUGAAAAUAUUCUAAAUAUAGCGUACACUUAACUAAUGAUUGAACCCCACUUCAGAACCUCUAAACUAUACCUUUUAACAUUUUUAGUUAAGUUUUUCUAACUCUCUCCUACUCAGACACACCGGUGGGGAACUGCCACCAUAAAAAUAAAUUGGCGCCAAAUGUU
Messenger RNA from Perca fluviatilis (European perch), 2296 nucleotides. RefSeq names its product low density lipoprotein receptor-related protein associated protein 1 (gene lrpap1). Gene Ontology annotation, biological process: negative regulation of receptor internalization; negative regulation of very-low-density lipoprotein particle clearance. Gene Ontology annotation, cellular component: plasma membrane; endosome; rough endoplasmic reticulum lumen. Bases 124 to 1167 code for a protein of 347 amino acids. The record is from RefSeq and is a predicted model, not a curated record. Gene Ontology annotation, molecular function: low-density lipoprotein particle receptor binding; receptor antagonist activity; lipase binding. The transcript has 8 exons. NCBI's taxonomy places the organism in Eukaryota, Metazoa, Chordata, Actinopteri, Perciformes, Percidae.